AUGGAACAAAAUUUGAUCGAAUGUACUUGUCUGAUCGUCGGAGGAGGAAUUGCGGGUGUAUCGUGUCUCGAAACGCUCAGUUUUCUUGCUCCAACUGCAAAAAUUGUCUUACUUACGGAAUCGCCGUUGAUCAAAGCAGUCACCAACAUCUCACAAGUCAGCAAAACCCUUCAAAAAUUCGAUAUCACGGAGAAAGAAGCAACUUCCUUGUCAGCUGAUACCGUUUUAGUCAUUCACGAUCGUCUUAUUCGGCUGGAAACAAAGUCUUUCAAAGCUACAACCGCCAAAGGAGUCAUUAUCAAGUACGAGCACAUUUGUUUAUGCACAGGAGCUCGUCCAAAACUCAUUUCCACAGACAAUCCUCAUGUAAUUGGCAUCCGUGACACUGAUUCAGUCAUCGAAUUUCAAAAAAGAAUAAAAACGGGAAAGGUAAUGGCCAUUGUCGGAAACGGGGGAAUCGCCUCAGAGAUUGUUUAUGAAGUAAAAGGCAUUAAAAUCCAUUGGAUUGUCAAAGAUGAACACAUUUCCUCCACAUUUGUCGAUCCAGGAGCUGCAAAAUUCUUUCAAGAAACCUUAAUUGAGUCAAAUGCCACGGAAAAAGAGACUCACGUUAUCAAAAGAAUGCGUUACGAGCAAACAAACAAGAACAACGCACCAACAAAGGGAGCAGCUCUCGGUCCCGAUUGGCAUCGAAGUCUAGAAUUAACCGGAAAUAAUCUCCAAGAACAGAAUAAAGUUGAAAUUCACUACAAUUGUGAAGUAAAGGACAUCCAAAUGAACGAAAGUUCUUCCGAAUUUCCCGUAAAACUGACUUUAACGAACAACGAGGUCGUUGAAUGUGAUCUUGUAGUGUCAGCUACGGGCGUUGUGCCUUGUAUCGACUACGAAAUCGAUGUUCCCUUGAAAUUCGGUCCCGACGGAGGCAUUUUCGUGGAUGAUUUGAUGCAAACUUCAGCAAAUAAUGUCUAUGCUGCUGGCGAUAUUUGUUACGCUGGCUGGAAAUACGCUCCGCAAUGGUUUCAAAUGCGACUUUGGACCCAAGCGCGUCAAAUGGGAGGCAUGGCAGCAAAAACAAUUGCCGGAAAAUUAAAUAACGAACCGGUAAUCGCUGAUUUUUGCUUCGAACUCUUCGGACAUGUCACACAAUUGUUUGGAUAUCAAGUCAUUUUGCUCGGAAACUUCAAUGGGCAAGGUUUGGGAGACAAUUAUGAGAUUUUGCUGCGAGUUACGCCGAAAAAAGAGUAUAUAAAGUUCGUACUUAAAGAGGGAAAGUUGCAAGGAGCUUUGUUGAUUGGUGACACAGACUUGGCUGAAACUUGUGAAAACCUGAUUUUGAAUCAAUUGGAUUUGACGCCGUACGGAGAUGACAUUCUCGAUCCAAAUAUCGACAUUGAAGAUUAUUUCGAUUAA
Molecule: messenger RNA, 1410 nt
Organism: Culicoides brevitarsis
Lineage: Eukaryota; Metazoa; Arthropoda; Insecta; Diptera; Ceratopogonidae
Gene: Pyroxd1
Product: pyridine nucleotide-disulfide oxidoreductase domain-containing protein 1
Exons: 1
Coding region: 1-1410 (469 amino acids)
Molecular function (GO): flavin adenine dinucleotide binding; oxidoreductase activity
Source: RefSeq, a predicted model, not a curated record